Messenger RNA from Emericellopsis atlantica, 957 nucleotides. Its product is annotated as family 10 glycosyl hydrolase. The record is from RefSeq and is a predicted model, not a curated record. Bases 1 to 957 code for a protein of 318 amino acids. The transcript has 4 exons. NCBI's taxonomy places the organism in Eukaryota, Fungi, Ascomycota, Sordariomycetes, Hypocreales, Bionectriaceae. Gene Ontology annotation, molecular function: hydrolase activity, hydrolyzing O-glycosyl compounds. Gene Ontology annotation, biological process: carbohydrate metabolic process.
AUGCACACACGAUCACUUCUUGCCAUCCUGGCGACAGCUGGCCCGGCUGUGGUCGAAGCUCAGCUGAACAGCCUGGCCCGCGCCGCUGGUCUUGAGUACUUCGGCACCGCUUUAGGCGAGGGGCAGACCGGCGACUCGCAGUACAUGAGCAUUGCCUCAGAUACGGACGAGUUUGGCCAGCUGACCCCGGAGAACGGCCAAAAGUGGGACAGCGUUGAGCCCAACCAGGGCCAGUUCAACUACGACAACGGCGACAUUGUGCCCAAUGUAGCGGCCCGCAAUGGCCAGAUUCUCCGGUGCCACACUCUGACCUGGCACUCGCAGUUGCCUAGCUGGGUAUCCAGCCGCAGCUGGUCCCGAGAGGAACUCCAGUCUGUCAUCGAGGUCCACAUUGCCAAUGUCGUCGGCCACUACAAGGGCAAGUGCUACCACUGGGACGUCGUCAAUGAGGCGGCCGACGACAGCGGCGGCUGGCGCAGCAGCGUCUUCUACAAUACCCUGGGCACUGACUUCCUCCCCAUCUCCUUCAACGCUGCCAAGGCUGCCGACCCUGAUGCUGGCUUGUGGUACAACGACUACAACCUCGAGAUGCGGGGGCACCUCAUCGUCGGCACUACCCCCACCCGCGAGCAGCUCGCCGACACACUGCGCCGCUUCACCGCCCUCGGGGUCGACGUCGCCUACACGGAGCUGGACAUUCGCCACGAGUCUAUGCCACCCAGUGACCAGGCUCUCGCCACGCAGGGAGAUGACUAUGCCAACGUCGUCGGCUCGUGCCUCGACGUGGGAGGCUGCGUCGGCGUCACGGUCUGGGGCUACACGGACAAGUACUCGUGGAUACCCGGCACGUUCCCUGGCACGGGAGCUGCGCUGCUUUGGGAUGAGAACUUUAACAAGAAGCCUGCGUAUACUAGUGUCUCGAGCGUCUUGGCUGCGGCUGCGACGGCUGCGCCUUGA